Messenger RNA from Sander lucioperca (pikeperch), 2891 nucleotides. Its product is annotated as NLR family CARD domain-containing protein 3-like. The transcript is spliced from 10 exons. NCBI's taxonomy places the organism in Eukaryota, Metazoa, Chordata, Actinopteri, Perciformes, Percidae. Bases 222 to 2891 code for a protein of 889 amino acids. The record is from RefSeq and is a predicted model, not a curated record.
AGCUUCAGACUUUAUUUCCUGCUUGUUAGCUUCUAGUUUCUCCAGCAGCUUCUGGUUCUGGAGAUUAAAAAGUGUUCUUCCUCUCUUUCUAACAGGACCCAUCAGAGACCAGACCCUGCUGAACCUGAACCUGAAGCUGAACUGAACCCAGCUGUGUGUCCAUGAAGAGUCACCGCUACUUUAAAAAAAGAAGGCGACCUGACCUCGAGUGCUGAAUAGAAAUGGAGGAGAGCGGAUUGAUGGAGAGACUUGAAUGGCAGAAGGAGAGAAUAGCAAUGCAAAGGGAAAUUGAAAUGUUAAGAAGAAGAUUGAGGACCCAGCAGAAACCAGAGUCUCCUGAACCUGAACCUGAACCUGAACCUGGACCUGGACCUGAACCUGAACCUGUACCUGGACCUGGACCUGAACCCAGCUGUGUGUCCUUUAAGAGCGACCGGUCAUAUCAAGGCCUCAUUGACUUUAAAGGAGAGCAACCCUCUGAUGAAAAGAUACCAGACUCUGUUGAACCUGAAUCCAGCUGUGUGUCCUUCAACAGUGAGCAGUCAUAUCAUGGCCUCAUUGACUUUAAAGGUCAACAACCCUCUGCUGAAAAGAGGACCCAUCAGAGACCAGAGUCUGCUGAACCUGAUCCUGAUCCUGAACCUGAUCCUGAACCCAGCUGUGUGUCCUUCAAGAGCGACCAGUCAAAAGAGUUUGAUUUGAAUUUUAAAUGUGUUUCUGACAAAAAACUAUCUGCUGAUGGAAGGAUCCAGCAGCAGAGACCAGAGUCUCCUGAACCUGAACCUGAACCCAGCUGUUGGUCCGUCAAGAGCGACGAGUCAUUCGAUUUUUUUAUUAAUUUUAAACAAAGACUUCCAUCUGACAGAAAAGUGGACCAGGAGAGCUCAGAGGUUCCCAGUGGUCAGUCUACCCAGCAGCAUCAAACACACCUGGACUCCAUCUUUAUGCUUCUGAGUCCAGAUUACCCAGAAUGCUCAGAGAGUAAGAGGGAGGAUGAGCAUGAAGAGCAGAGGAGGAGCAGAGAGGCAUUUCUGAAGAUCACACUGCACUUCCUGAGGAGAAUGAAGGAGGACGAGCUGGCUGACCGUCUGCAGCCUUUUUUGUUCUGUAUUCAUUCAGGAAGUCCAGCAGGAGUUUGUAGAUGUAAACUCAAAUCUAAGCUAAACAAGAAGUUCCAGUGUGUGUUUGAGGGAAUUGCUAAAGCAGGAAACCAAACCCUUCUGAAUCAGAUGUUCACAGAGAUCUACAUCACAAAGGAAGGGACUGCAGAGGUCAAUGAUGAACAUGAGGUCAGACAGAUUGAAACAGCAUCCAGGAAACCAGACAGACCAGAAACAACAAUCAGACAAGAAGACAUCUUUAAACCCCCACCUGGAAGAAAUGAACCAAUCAGAACAGUGAUGACAAAGGGAGUGGCUGGCAUCGGGAAAACAGUCUUAACACAGAAGUUCACUCUGGACUGGGCUGAAGGCAAAGCCAACCUGGACAUCCAGUUCACAUUUCCAUUCACCUUCAGAGAGCUGAAUGUGCUGAAAGAGAGAAAGUACAGCUUGGUGGAACUUGUUGAUUACUUCUUUAGUGAAACCAAAGAAGCAGGAAUCUGCAGGUUUGAAGAGUUCCCGGUUGUGUUCAUCUUUGACGGUCUGGAUGAGUGUCGACUUCCUCUGGACUUCCUCAACACUAAAAUCCUGACUGAUGUUACAAAGUCCACCUCAGUGGGUGUGCUGCUGACAAACCUCAUCAGGGGGAAUCUGCUUCCUUCUGCUCGCCUCUGGAUAACCUCCCGACCUGCAGCAGCCAAUCAGAUCCCUCCUGGGUGUGUUGACAUGGUGACAGAGGUCAGAGGGUUCACUGAUCCACAGAAGGAGGAGUACUUCAGGAAGAGAUUCAAAGAUGAGGAGCAGGCCGACAGAAUCAUCUCCCACAUCAAGACAUCACGAAGCCUCCACAUCAUGUGCCACAUCCCAGUCUUCUGCUGGAUCACUGCUACAGUUCUGGAGGAUGUGUUGAAGACCAGAGAGGGAGGAGAGCUGCCCACGACCCUGACUGAGAUGUACAUCCACUUCCUGGUGGUUCAGUCCAAAGUGAAGAACAUCAAGUAUGAUGGAGGAGCUGAGACGGAUCCACACUGGAGUCCAGAGAGCAGGAAGAUGAUCGAGUCUCUGGGAAAACUGGCUUUUGAGCAGCUGCAGAAAGGCAACCUGAUCUUCUAUGAAUCAGACCUGACAGAGUGUGAAAUCGAUAUCACAGCAGCCUCAGUGUACUCAGGAGUGUUCACACAGAUCUUUAAAGAGGAGAGAGGACUGUACCAGGACAAGGUGUUCAGCUUCAUCCAUCUGAGUGUUCAGGAGUUUCUGGCUGCUCUUCAUGUCCAUCUGACCUUCAUCAACUCUGGAGUCAACCUGCUGUCAGAAGAACAAACAACAUCAACACAGUUCUACCAGAGUGCUGUGGACAAGGCCUUAGAGAGUCCAAAUGGACACCUGGACUUGUUCCUCCGCUUCCUCCUCGGUCUUUCUCUGAAGACCAAUCAGACUCUCCUACGAGGUCUGCUGACACAGACAGGAAGUAGCUCAGUGACCAAUCAGGAAACAGUUGAGUACAUCAAGGAGAAGAUCAGUAAGAAUCUGUCUGCAGAGAGAAGCAUCAAUCUGUUCCACUGUCUGAAUGAACUGAAUGAUCGAUCUCUAGUGGAGGAGAUCCAACAGUCCCUGAGUUCAGGAAGUCUCUCCAGAUCUAAACUGUCUCCUGCUCAGUGGUCAGCUCUGGUCUUCAUCUUACUGUCAUCAGAAGAAGAUCUGGACGUGUUUGACCUGAAGAAGUUCUCUGCUUCAGAGGAGGGUCUUCUGAGGCUACUGCCAGUGGUCAAAGCCUCCAAAAAAGCUCUGUAA